ACCACCCGGCUAAUUCUGCGUUUUGUAAGCUGUAGUCGCCGACUAUCGAAUUUCAUUCUUUUGCGAUUGGUCUGAAACGCUUAGCGGACGUGACCUAGUGCUGAAAGGAGUGUAGUAGAUGUGUUAGGGGUCUGUAUCUUUAGUCUGUGAUGGAAAGCUAUAACCCGCAUGUGCGCACCAAAACGGGGCGAGGAUGCUCCCUACUUCUAUAAUGCUCCCAAUCUUUUAUGUUAGCCUUUUCAUAUCUUGGAGAGUGAUCAAACAUAUCGAGUUCUGAGAGAGGAAAGUGUAGAAGAAGGGCACAGCAUGUUUACACCAGUCGAGACGAGUAUCGGAGCGUUAUUGCUACACCAAGCAACUAGCAGCCUUCUCUAUCAGAAUGGGAACAUUCUGGGCGCUUCCGGAUCUCUACGCCAACUCUUCUCCGCACCGACGAGAGAGACUAUGGGCUUCUUCGCUGGUAUGGCCGCCAGCUAUUUUCCAUUGAAAGCUCUAGCUCCACAACUGAUCACAAGUUACCCUUCUGUACCGAUCACGCUACAGGUUGCGUUGUUCACGGUUGGCGUUGGACUUCUCGUGGGCUGGGGCACUAAGACGUCAAAUGGCUGUACUUCUGGACAUAUGCUCUGUGGACUUUCCAGACUGAGCGGACGGUCGGCCAUUGCAGUCGCUACAUUCUUUCCUGUCGCUUUGAUCACACAUCACCUCGUCCAUCCUACAUUAUACACCGAAGCAUGCCCAGGCGAUCUGCCAUGCUACAAACCGAUCUACCCCUCCACGACAACGACAGCGUCCCUUAUACUACUCGCCGCAAUGAGUGUCCUCGCUGCUCGAACAGUACCCAAACUCAUUGCCUCAAUCACCACCCCGCAAGCAAGCGAUAAGAAGUUGCCCCAUGAUACCCGCUCCAUAGCACGCUCAGCAACACAGUUUUUCUCCGGUCUCCUCUUUGCCCUCGGUCUGCACAUCUCCCAGAUGUCACAUCCCGCCAAAGUUGCUUCCUUCUUCUCCUUUCCCUCGCUACAACACUGGGACCCCUCCCUUGCGCUCGUAAUCCUCCUCGGUGUCUUACCCAAUCUCAUCGAAAUCCAACGCAAGGGGUUCAAAACUCCGCCGUCAUUUGCAGACAAGUUUUCCUUGCCCACGAAGACGCUGAAGGAUGUGGAUGUCAAGUUUGUGGCUGGAGCAGCGGCGUUUGGUGUGGGAUGGGGCCUGACGGGUACGUGCCCAGGACCGGCAGUGCUGAGGGCUUUUGCGCAGCCUGUUUGGGGUUCCUUGUGGAUGACUGGGUUUUGGGUUGGUGGGAGGCUUGGUGAUUUGUGAUCAAGAUGGACUCUCUUUCUUUUAUCAUACUAUUAGUGUUUGAUACCCAACAUAUGGUACUUGUUUUUUUACAUUAUUGCAUGAUUCGAGCAUGUUUAGACACCCUUUGGCUCAACACUUUAUCAUUUCUUGGAUCGAGAACCAGGCAUAGUAUCAAGCUCACUACACUUGAAUCGCAAGACAAGGAAGUAGACAUGCGAUUUAGCGCUAUUUUUCUACCCGCGGUGUAGUGCGCAGCAUUAGUGACAUGAGCUAAGAAGCUGAAUGUAUCAAACUGUGGUGCUAACCUAUUUUUGCCCUGGUUCCAUGAGUUAACGAAUUGAGACCUGAUCUUAGGGGGUGCUAGGUAGAUUAUGAUAUCGCAAGU
Cucurbitaria berberidis CBS 394.84 is the source of this 1690-nucleotide messenger RNA. RefSeq names its product YeeE/YedE family integral membrane protein-like protein. Lineage: Eukaryota; Fungi; Ascomycota; Dothideomycetes; Pleosporales; Cucurbitariaceae. The coding region runs from base 307 to 1323 and encodes 338 amino acids. The record is from RefSeq and is a predicted model, not a curated record. The transcript has 2 exons. Gene Ontology annotation, cellular component: plasma membrane.